This is a messenger RNA of Phyllopteryx taeniolatus (common seadragon), 4914 nucleotides long. RefSeq names its product DEAD-box helicase 19b (gene ddx19b). Lineage: Eukaryota; Metazoa; Chordata; Actinopteri; Syngnathiformes; Syngnathidae. The record is from RefSeq and is a predicted model, not a curated record. Gene Ontology annotation, cellular component: nucleus; cytoplasmic stress granule. Gene Ontology annotation, biological process: poly(A)+ mRNA export from nucleus. The coding region runs from base 155 to 1624 and encodes 489 amino acids. Gene Ontology annotation, molecular function: ATP binding; RNA binding; RNA helicase activity. The transcript has 12 exons.
GCACUUCAGUUCUACUGGGUUGACUGAGCCGUUGUACAAGGCUCUCAGUUGCUGCACGCUAUUGUGAAUGAGAAGUACUGUAGUUUACUUUUCUUUCGCCCAUAGCGUGAGACGUUUUCAAAGUUUGGGUUUUUAAAUAACGACAGGGAAAACGAUGUCUUCAGACUCCUGGGCCCAGGCAGUGGACGAGCAAGAGGCCGCGGCGGAAUCAAUUGGAAACCUUCAAAUAAAAGAGACGCUUGGAGAAAACGGAACAUCUCUACUGCCAGCAGACAGUAAUGCUGCAAAGCCAGACGUGGGAGUUAAGACUACUGGGGAUAAGACGACAAAUGAUGAUGAAAGAGACGACAAAGCGGCCCAGUCUUUGUUGAAUAAGCUCAUCAGAAGUAAUCUUGUCAACACCACGAAUCAAGUUGAAGUACUUCAAAAGGAUCCCAACUCUCCACUGUACUCCGUUAAAUCCUUUGAGGAGUUGCGACUCAAACCACAGCUCCUUCAGGGUGUUUAUGGCAUGGGUUUUAACCGGCCGUCCAAAAUCCAGGAAACCGCCUUACCUAUGAUGCUUGCUGAACCCCCACAGAAUCUGAUCGCCCAGUCUCAAUCAGGAACAGGAAAAACAGCUGCCUUUGUCCUCGCCAUGCUCAGCCAUGUCAAUCCUGACAACAAGUAUCCUCAGUGUCUGUGUUUGUCACCCACCUAUGAACUGGCACUUCAGACUGGCAAAGUGAUUGAGCAGAUGGGUAAAAACUAUCCUGAAGUCAAGUUAGUUUACGCCAUCCGAGGAAAAAGGCUGCAGCGAGGCGCGAAGCUUCAGGAACAGAUAGUCAUUGGCACACCCGGCACCAUGCUAGACUGGUGCAGCAAGUUGAAGUUCGUCGAUCCUGAGAAGAUUCGGGUGUUCGUGCUGGAUGAGGCUGAUGUCAUGAUUGCAACGCAGGGUCACAAAGACCAGAGUAUCCGCAUCCAGAGGAUGCUGCCCAAAAACUGCCAGAUGUUGCUGUUCUCAGCCACCUUUGAGGAGACUGUUUGGGACUUCGCCAAGCGCAUCGUGCCUGACCCAAAUAUCAUCAAAUUAAAACGAGAGGAGGAAACUCUGGAUACGAUCAAACAAUACUACGUGUUGUGUAACAGCAAAGAGGAGAAGUUUGAAGCCCUGUGCAACAUCUAUGGAGCCAUCACCAUCGCCCAGGCCAUGAUUUUCUGUCAUACAAGGAAGACCGCAGGCUGGCUGGCGGGGGAGCUUUCCAGAGAGAACCACCAGGUGGCGCUGCUCAGCGGAGAGAUGCAAGUGGAGCAGAGAGCCGCAGUCAUUGAACGCUUCAGAGAUGGAAAGGAGAAGGUCCUUGUAACCACAAAUGUCUGUGCCAGAGGAAUUGAUGUGGAGCAGGUAUCGGUGGUGAUCAAUUUCGACCUGCCAGUAGACCAGGAUGGUAACCCAGACAACGAGACGUACCUGCACAGGAUUGGCCGCACGGGUCGAUUCGGCAAAAGGGGGCUGGCCAUCAACAUGGUGGACAGCAGGAUGAGUAUGAACAUCCUCAACAGGAUCCAGGAUCAUUUUAAUAAGAAAAUUGAAAAACUAGACACACACGAUCUGGAUGAAAUAGAGAAAAUCGCCAGCUAAAGACAAGUGUGCCGAUGAAGUGGAUGCCAACUCGACUUGUCUGUGCUCUGCAAGGACUGUAUGCUUCUUUACGCUGUCUUUUAAGUUUGUAUUUUAUUUUAAACGUGGGGGGGCGGGGCAGAACCACAAAUACUGCACGUUUACACACACGGAAUGGACUUCAGUCUGUGGAACAUACCCCAUUUCACUCUUUUUACUUCUUGAAAUAAAGUUAUGCUGAAAAAGCAGCUCGCCUUGUUCACAUCAUACUGUCGAAAACUCUAUUUGAUUCGGCUGUUCAUAUAUAAACAGGUUAAAUGAAUGUAUCAUCCUCUGCAGGCAUCACAGCAUUGCCAGUCCGUAGAAAGUGUGAAGUUGGGUAUGCUGCUGCUUUGAGUGCUCGUGCGCCGUUUUGGAUGAUGACUUUGAUGGUUGGAUUUAAGGGUCUAUGCAAACUUAUGGUGUAUACCUAUACUCACAUGACAGAUUGAAUCCUAAAUUAACCUCAACAAUAGCUUCAGGGUGCGUAGCCAAAUGCCAAAAAGGCUGCCUAUGGAAAUGAGACACUACUGACUCAACAUACGAAGACUCAAGAUCAUUCUGGGUUUAGCCCAGUCGUGUGUCUCUCACAUUUUAUUUAUAUAGUAUUAAAACUGCUCAGCUGUAAUGUAGCCAUUGUUUUGAAACAUUUGUCAUGUUUAGUUUCUAUCCAAAUGAUUUUGUCUCGCAAUUGCCUCAGUCACGGUUGGACUUAAGAUCCAUGACAUUCUUCUUCACCCAAAAAAGAUUGUGAGUUAGAUAAAUACACAAAGCCUCCCUCAAGUGCAUUAUGUAUACAUAUGGUUUUGUUAUUGAUAAUCCAAAAUAUUGGACUUAAAAUGCUGAAGGACACUUGAAAUUUUUAUCUGUUGAACUCUUAAACCAAAUGCUGAAUUGAUUUGAGGACCUAUGCCAAUCAGAUUUACUGUUACAACACGCGUGAUAGACGUGUACUUGUGUACACAUUUAAAACUCAUAGGAACAAAGAAAUUGUGUGACUGAUGUAUUGAUAGUGUCACUUCUGAGAAGUGCAAAAACACAUUCCUCAUGAGGUUCAACUUUGACUGUCGCAGCUUUGAAAAAAAAAAAAAAAAAAGAUUGGCUGUGCAUCUGUCGGUGACUGUUUAACUUGUGACAGCAAUCCUCUGGGACGUUGCAUGACAAUGAUUGGUCUAUUUGAACCUUCACCAAACCUCAUUUGGCACCCACUGGCGCUGACAAGAUGGUGGCGGUGGUCUGCUUUUAUUCAUGGUUUGCAGGAAAUGGAUGCAGCCAAAUCGGAGGCGAGCGACAGUGUGUGCUAAAUAUCCACAUGGAUCAUCAGUGAAAAUUAAAUGGUGUAUGCAGUUUCAUUUGGAUGUACAAUAUACAGGGGGGGGGGGGGGGGGAGGGAGUAUUAGUCAGCCACCAAUUGUGCAAGUUCUCCCACUUAAAAAGAUGAGAGGGCUGUAAUUUUCAUCAUAGGUAUACCUCACCUAUGAGAGACAAAAUGAGAGCAAAAAUCACAUUGAUUUUUAAAUAAUUUAUUAGCAAAUUAUGGUAGAAAAUAAGUAUUUAGUCACCUACAAUCAACCAAGAUUUCUGGCUCUCACAGACCUGUAGCUUCUUAAAGAGCCUCCCCUGUCCUCCACUCGUUACCUGUCUUAAUCGCACCUGUUUGAACUCAUCAGUAUAAAAGACACCUGUCCACAACCUCAAACGGUCACUCUCCAAACUCCACUAUGACUAAGACAAAACAGCUUUCAAAGGACGAUAGAAACAAAAUUGUAGACCUGCACCAGGCUGGGAAGACAAUCUGCAAUAGGUAAGCAGCUUGGUGUGAAGAAAUCAACUGUGGGAGCAAUUAUUAGAAAAUGGAAGACAUACGAGACCACUGAUAAUCUCCCUCAAUCUGGGGCUCCACGCAAGAUCUCACUCCGUGAGGUCAGAAUGAUCACAAGAAUGGUGAGCAAAAAUCCCAGAAGCCGGGGUCCUAUUGAAUGACCUGUAGAGAGCUGGGACCAAAGUAACAAAGGCUAGCAUCAGAAAAACACUACGCCGCCAGGGAUUCAAAUCCUGCAGUGCCCGACGUGUCCCCCUGCUUAAGCCAGUACAUUUCCAGGCCCGUCUGAAGUUUGCUAGAGAGCAUUUGGAUGGUCCCGAAGAGGAUUGAGAGAAUGUGAUAUAGUGAGAUGAAACCAAAAUAGAACUUUUUGGUAAAAACUCAACUUGUGUUUGGAGGAGAAAGAAUGCUGAGUUGCAUCAAAAAGAACACCAUACCUACUGUGAAGCAUGGGGGUGGAAACAUGCUUUGGGGCUGUUUUUCUGCAAAGGGACCAGGACGACUUAUCAGUGUAAAGAAAAGAAUGAAUGGGGCCAUGUAUUGUGAGAUUGUCAAGGGCAUUGACGAUGAAACGUAGCUGUCUCUUUCAGCACGACAAUGAUCCCAAACACACCGCCCGGGCAACGAAGGAGUGGCUUCGUAAGGAGGAUUCCAAGGUCCUGGAGUGGCCUAGCCAGUCUCCAGAUCUCAACCCCAUAGAAAAUCUUUGGAGGGAGUUGAAAGUCUGUUGCCCAGCCACAGCCCCAAAUCAUCACUGCUCUCGAGGAGAUCUGCAUGGAGGAAUGGGCCAAAAUACCAGCAACAGUCUGUGAAAACCUUGUGAAGACUUACAGAAAACAUUUGACCUCUGUCAUUGGCAACAAAGGGUAUAUGUAAAGUAUUGAUACCAAUAUAUAAUAGACCAAUACCAAAGUAUUGAGAUGAACUUUUAUCGACCAAAUACUUAUUUUCCACCAUAAUUUGCAAAUAAAUUCUUUAAAAAUCAGGGAUUGUGUAUAUUUUUUUUUCUCAUUUUGUCUGUCAUAGGUGAGGUAUACCUAUGAUGAAAAUUACAGGCCUCUCUCAUCCUUUUAAGUGGGACAACUUACACAAUUGGUGGCUGACUGAAUACUUUUUGCACCACUGUACAUAGUGGGCAUGUGUGGGCAUGUUCGAUAUGGUAUACCACUGUUAGGAUGCACACACACCAGUUACGCUCCACAUGUAAACUUUUUAUUAGAAACUGCCCUGUGUUCAUGUAUACACAGUAUGUAGGCUUAAGAGUAAUAAAACAAGUUAGGCUCAAUGUGGGUUUGUGUGUGGUCAACUAGCCGCGCUGGGUUCACAGUCAGUUGUUUAUUCUUCAUAUGAAUUAAAAUAAUGUGUAGGUGGUCAUCUGCAGGGUCCUUUGUGUCAUAAAAACCCAGUAUUAACCAAAAAGUCUUAAAUAUUAAAAACUUUAUUAUAUGAA